AGGACGGCAUGAUCGGGAGGGAUUCUAUUGACCCAUUUCUUCUAUUGAAUCUUAUCUCCUGGUGUUCAAUAAGGGGUUUUGCAUAUGAAACCACACUGGUGUCGAACAAGGCCUUCCAGACAAUGAAUGGGCCUCCCUUAACACGGUUUCACAUACUGUGAUUGGACACUAGUCAAGCUCUCCUGAUGAGGAUCAAUACUUAUGGAUCGGCCAUGGUCUCUUUGCCUGCUAAUUUCCUGACUGGGCCGAACACUGACAGAAAGUUAGUUUUGUGGUGUGCUACAAAACUAAUCAAACAGGAAACUAUGGAAACCAUUGGCGAGAUCAUACCAUUCGCAAAGGAGAUGCUAAACCAGAGGCCAGGCCGGAGCAUGCUGAAGAUCUACAUGCUUGGCUCCACUCUGGCGAUGCUUGGAGUCGUUGGUGGACUGGUGGAAACGGUUUUAAUGCCAUUUGUCGAGCAGGAGACUGUUGAGGACGUACUGGAAGAGCUGAUCAUGGAGGAGAAGAAGAAGGAGAAGAAGCAGGUGUUGAAGUCAAACACUACCUUGGUUCCCACUGAAGUUGUGGACGUGAUGGAGACGGAGGUGGUGGAGGCCAAGGCCAAACAUCUGACUGAGCGGAGAAGCUCCAGGUCCAGGUUGCAUGCUUCUUAAAGAAACCCUCCCCAGCUAAAUGGAGACUUGCAAUGUUGAUGCAAAUGGUGGUAAAUUAAAUCACCACUUUGAACUGGUCACUUUGUACUUGUCUUUUUAUUUCAGAUUUGGCUAAACAUGCAAUUUGAAAAAAUGAAUAAAUACACUGGAAACUGCAGGCUUCAGUAACGUCUGGCUGCUGGGCAGCAGAUAUUUGUGGAUGUGACUUGGUGAACGUGUUGAGAAAAUGGAAUUUGUGUGAUUUCAUUCAUUUUGCACUCCAAUAAAUCUAUUUUUCAGCUA
Molecule: messenger RNA, 938 nt
Organism: Centropristis striata (black sea bass)
Lineage: Eukaryota; Metazoa; Chordata; Actinopteri; Perciformes; Serranidae
Gene: g0s2
Product: G0/G1 switch 2
Exons: 3
Coding region: 186-656 (156 amino acids)
Source: RefSeq, a predicted model, not a curated record